GAAGGACCCGGAGGGGAGAACCGGCGCUGUCUCCUUGCCGCUGUCCCUGGGGUGGCCCGUGUCUCACCCGCGGGGAAAGAACAAGGGCAAGGGGCACCGGGCGGGCUCUCCUCCCAGCGGUGUAGGUGCGUGCGUACCGGACGGAGAUCGGGGCCGCUCCGCUGGUGCACGGCAGUAGUGCGAGAAGAGCCAUGGGAGGGACGUCCAGCACCCGACGGGUCACCUUCGAGGCGGACGAGAACGAGAACAUCACUGUGGUGAAGGGCAUCCGGCUUUCAGAAAAUGUUAUUGGGCGAAUGAAGGAAUCUUCUCCAUCUGGUUCAAAAUCUCCAAGUACCUCUCGUGGUUAUGGUUCUAAAGCUAAUGAAGAAGAAAUAAGAAGAAGAGUAGCUGAAGAAUUGGCCCUGAAAGAGUCUGAAAAUCUGAAAAGAGUAAAACAUGGAAAAAUCCAGGCACAUGAGGAUAUCAAUAAGCUUCUGGAAAAAGAGAGGGCUCUCACUAAUGAGCAGUUAACUCGAGCCAUUCUUCGAGAGAGAGCAUCUAGUGAAGAGGAUAAGUCUAAGGUGAAGCAUCUGGGUGAAGAAGGAAGGCCUAUGUGUAAGGAAAAGCUGCACUGGGUGGCUAAGCAGCUGGAAGAGAAAGACAGAGUAUUAAAGAAACAGGAUGCUUUCUACAAAGAGCAGCUGGCUAGACUGGAAGAACGGAGUGCAGAGUUUUACAAAGUUACCACAGAACAAUACCAGAGGGCUGCUGAGGAAGUGGAAUCUAAGUUCAAGCGCUAUGAGACUCAUCCAAUUUGUGCUGAUCUUCAAGCUAAAAUUCUCCAAUGUUAUCGGGAAAACCCUCAGCAAACACUCAGCUGCUCUACUCUGGCCAACCAGUACCAGCACUGUGUCAAUCAUGCCAAACAGAGCAUGCUUGAAAAGGGAGGAUAAAGCCGACUUCCAAAGCAAGCAAAAGCCUAUCAACUUUAAUUCCAGCAGUGGAGCAUUUUUUCCCCCAACAAUACAAAACCUAUUUAAAGGGCAGACCACUAAGGAGAGAACUGGGAGAGCAGAUUCAACAGCAACAACCAUCACAAGUCAAUCAGCAGACACUUGAAAAGCCAAGACCGAUAUCUUAUUACAUCAGAAAUCUGACCUGUUAAAGCGCAAGGCUGAAAUAGAAUGUUUUGUGGGUGGGUCAGGAGAAGAGGAUGUACAAGGUGAGAGGGAGGGCAGUAUCAGAGAGAGUAGGGGAGGAGGAAAAGCCCUGUGAAUGAGAGCUACGCCCAGAGAACUAAACUGUCUGAGCUUCCUAUAGAAUGCUGACUUUGUCUUCUUUCUUUUCUCCUUUGAUAUGAGAGAAAUUUUUGUUUCUAACUUAUUAUAGUGAUCAUGUAAUUAAGAAAAGGAAAAAAAUGUCUUUCUUUUGCUGGAAUAAUGUCUGUGAUUAUAGGUGAAAUAUGGCCUUCUUAUCAAUGUAAAAGCAACUUUUGAAGUGUGUAUAUAUGUAUAUAUGUACACAUAUAUACAUAUAUAUAUAUAUAUAUACAUAUAAAAGUUCCUUUACCAUGAAUACUGACAACCAUGCCUCACUCAGUAUCAAUAAUAAAUAUAUUUUAUGAACAAGA
This is a messenger RNA of Dromiciops gliroides (monito del monte), 1612 nucleotides long. RefSeq names its product coiled-coil-helix-coiled-coil-helix domain containing 3 (gene CHCHD3). Gene Ontology annotation, cellular component: mitochondrion; MICOS complex. Gene Ontology annotation, biological process: inner mitochondrial membrane organization. NCBI's taxonomy places the organism in Eukaryota, Metazoa, Chordata, Mammalia, Microbiotheria, Microbiotheriidae. The record is from RefSeq and is a predicted model, not a curated record. The transcript is spliced from 9 exons. Bases 192 to 935 code for a protein of 247 amino acids.